AUGAAGAAAGAAGGAACUUUGUGGGGUUUUCUUGAGGGCCUCCUGUGGAGGGGGGCCCCCGGGGGCCCCCAGGCUCUCCAUUCGCCAGGAAGCAGCAGAGCUGCUGCAGCUGCUGCAGCAGAGGGGCCCCUCCGGCCGCCGCAGCCCCCAGGGUCACCUGGGGCCCCUCCCCCAGUGCAGCAGCAGCAGCAGCAGCAGCAGCAAACCCUGCGCUUCCCCUCCCGGGAUCUCCAGCUAACCCUCCCCUCCUCUCGGGGGCUGCCUUCUUCGCAAGUGCAGCAGCAGCAGCAGCAGCAGCAGCAGCAGCAGCAGCGACAGCCCCAGCUCUCCGGGAGCAGCGCCCCGAGCAACAGCGACUCGGCCAGCAGCGCGGCAAGCAGCAGCAGCAGCAGCAGCAGCAGCAGCAGCAGCAGCCUGCGAGUUCUACGUAAAUACAGAAGUCGGGGCUUUCUAAAGCCCCCGUGA
This is a messenger RNA of Eimeria necatrix, 465 nucleotides long. RefSeq lists its product as hypothetical. The record is from RefSeq and is a predicted model, not a curated record. Lineage: Eukaryota; Apicomplexa; Conoidasida; Eucoccidiorida; Eimeriidae.